AUCAUCUGAUAGCUGUGGGAUGCCAUCCAAGCUUGUGUCAUGAUCCGUAAUGUUCCUGGGUUUGUGGGGUAAGGAGACAAACAGUUGGGUAUUUGGAAUUUAUUCUUGAGCCGUUUGUGUUGGAGCAGAUGAGUUUCUUACUCUUGAGAUGGAAUGAGACUUUUAAAUACUUGUAAUAACUCUUGUCACCAGAUGCUCUGCAGGAGACACUAAGGGACCAGUUCUGCCGCUGUUUUAGAAGACAUGUGGUGUAUAUAAAGUUUAUGAUAGUUGGCGGAAAUUUGGUAAUUUAGAUAUGGGCUGUGUGCAAUGUAAGGACAAAGAAGCAACCAAACUGACGGAAGAGAGGGACGGCAGCCUACACCAGAGCUCCGGGUUCCGCUAUGGCACAGACCCCACCCCGCAGCACUACCCCAGCUUUGGCGUGACCUCCAUCCCCAACUACAACAACUUCCACGCAGCCGGGGGCCAGGGGCUCACCGUCUUCGGGGGCGUGAACUCGUCCUCUCACACAGGCACCUUGCGCACCAGAGGAGGAACAGGAGUGACACUGUUUGUGGCCCUUUAUGACUAUGAAGCACGGACAGAAGAUGACCUGAGUUUUCACAAAGGAGAAAAAUUUCAGAUACUGAACAGCUCGGAAGGAGACUGGUGGGAAGCACGCUCCCUGACCACUGGAGAGACGGGCUACAUCCCCAGCAACUACGUGGCUCCGGUCGACUCGAUCCAGGCAGAAGAGUGGUACUUUGGAAAACUUGGCCGAAAAGAUGCUGAGCGACAGCUCUUGUCCUUUGGAAACCCAAGAGGUACCUUUCUUAUCCGCGAGAGUGAAACCACCAAAGGUGCCUAUUCACUUUCCAUCCGUGACUGGGAUGAUAUGAAAGGAGACCACGUCAAACAUUAUAAAAUUCGCAAACUUGACAAUGGUGGGUACUAUAUCACCACCCGGGCCCAGUUUGAAACCCUUCAGCAACUCGUACAGCACUACUCAGAGAGAGCCGCAGGCCUCUGCUGCCGCCUAGUCGUUCCCUGUCACAAAGGGAUGCCAAGGCUUACCGAUCUGUCUGUCAAAACCAAAGAUGUCUGGGAAAUCCCUCGAGAAUCCCUGCAGUUGAUCAAGAGACUGGGAAAUGGGCAGUUUGGGGAAGUAUGGAUGGAGAAAGCUGAUGGUUUGUGUUUUAACUUAACUGUGAUUGCAUCGAGUUGUACCCCACAAACUUCUGGACUGGCUAAAGAUGCUUGGGAAGUUGCACGUGACUCGUUGUUUCUGGAGGAGAAGCUGGGUCAGGGGUGUUUCGCUGAAGUGUGGCUUGGUACCUGGAAUGGAAACACAAAAGUAGCCAUAAAGACGCUCAAGCCAGGCACCAUGUCCCCCGAGUCCUUCCUGGAGGAGGCGCAGAUCAUGAAGAAGCUGAAGCAUGACAAGCUGGUCCAGCUGUACGCGGUGGUGUCCGAGGAGCCCAUCUACAUCGUAACCGAGUACAUGAAUAAAGGAAGUUUACUUGAUUUCUUAAAAGAUGGAGAAGGAAGAGCUCUCAAAUUACCAAAUCUUGUGGACAUGGCUGCACAGGUUGCUGCAGGAAUGGCCUACAUCGAGCGCAUGAAUUACAUCCACAGAGACCUGCGAUCAGCCAACAUCCUGGUGGGGAAUGGACUCAUAUGCAAGAUUGCCGACUUUGGCCUGGCCCGGCUGAUCGAAGACAAUGAGUAUACAGCAAGACAAGGUGCAAAAUUCCCUAUCAAGUGGACAGCCCCAGAGGCAGCCCUGUAUGGGAGGUUCACCAUCAAGUCUGACGUGUGGUCUUUUGGAAUCUUACUCACAGAGCUGGUCACCAAAGGAAGAGUACCGUACCCAGGCAUGAACAACCGCGAGGUGCUGGAGCAGGUGGAGCGCGGCUACCGGAUGCCCUGCCCGCAGGACUGCCCCAUCUCGCUGCACGAGCUCAUGAUCCACUGCUGGAAGAAGGACCCCGAGGAGCGCCCCACCUUCGAGUACCUGCAGGGUUUCCUGGAGGACUACUUCACGGCCACCGAGCCCCAGUACCAGCCCGGCGAGAACCUGUGAGCCCGGCGGCCCACGAGAGGCCUGUCCCAGAGGUGUCCCCUCCCUGUUAGCUUCCAGCUCCCAGCCAGCUGCCCGGCAGCCAGAACCGUCCAGGAUCAGAUUGCAUGUGACUCUGAAGCCGACGAACUUCCAUGGCCCUCAUUUAUGACACUUGUCCCCAAAUCCGAACCUCCUCUGUGAAGCAUUCAAGACAGAACCUUGUUAUUUCUCAGACUUUGGAAAAUGCGUUGUAUCGAUGUUAUGUCAAAGGCCUGUUCCGUGUAAAUAGUUACUCCAGUGCCAACGACCCUAGUGCUUUCCUUUUUUAAAAAUGCAAAUCCUAUGUGAUUUUAACUCUGUCUUCACCUGAUUCAACUAAAAAAAAGUAUUAUUUUCCAAAAGUGGCCUCUUUGUCUAAAACAAUAAAAUUUUUUUUCAUGUUUUAACAAAAAUCAAUCAGGACAGGUGUUUGCUCUUUUCCUUUUUAUAAAUAGGAACCUAUGAUCUGUAUGUCCCUGCACAUACACCAUGCGGGCGCCAACAUGGAGACCCAGGCCAGCCAGGCCACCACGCUGAGGACCCCGAGCACGGAUUUCACUGCAAAGUCAGCAUCCAAGCACUGUGGUGUUCUGAAAACCAGGGGCCUCGUUUUUGGCUUUUACAAAACGCAUGUUUUUCUUUUUUCACCAGGUUGCACUUUUAGGGUUCAUGGCUGUUCCUUUGGCUCUUUCAGGAACCCCUCUGAGCAGAAUUCCCAAGUUCUGCUUCAACUUACUGCAAUUUGUUCUUGAAACUUAAAAGUAUUUGCUUCAACUUACUGCAAUUUGUUCUUGAAACUUAAAACUUAAGCUCGCACGUGGCCGAUAUCACCAAGGGAGCUGGAAGUCAAUACCACACAGACUUCUUGUAUAAAAAUAUGAAUGCUGACAUGUUUCAGAACUUUUUUUAAUUUAAUAAACCUUGUAACCACAUUUAAAUGGUCUAAAACCCAUAGCAUUGUAGUCAUGGCAACCUGCUAAACUUUCUCACGCAACUAAAAUUUAUGGGGAGGGUGAGGGCGGGGGGUUGUACAUUUCCCAUUGUAAAAUAAGUGUUUUAAAUGUCCUGUACUGCUAACGAAUGACUUUCUACCUGUCCAAGAGUUCUCCAGUGGAAUAACUAUGCACUACUUGACAUUCCAUGGGGAUGCACAGAAACAAAGUAUUACACUUUUAGUUACUGUUUGUACCAAUCUUGAAUUACAUGUGUUUAACAACAAAAAAAUCAAAAACCCUAUUUCUAUUGAGUUUUUAAUACUGAGUAGCAACUCUGAAGUCUUAAUUCCUUUUUUGUUAUGAUUUAUUUGUGAGUUUACAUUUUUAAAUUGUUUAACUUUCUUAAUUUAGUAAUUAAAAAGAGAGCAUUUUACAUUUGAAA
Carlito syrichta (Philippine tarsier) is the source of this 3460-nucleotide messenger RNA. RefSeq names its product FYN proto-oncogene, Src family tyrosine kinase (gene FYN). The transcript has 14 exons. The record is from RefSeq and is a predicted model, not a curated record. Lineage: Eukaryota; Metazoa; Chordata; Mammalia; Primates; Tarsiidae. Gene Ontology annotation, molecular function: non-membrane spanning protein tyrosine kinase activity; signaling receptor binding; ATP binding. Gene Ontology annotation, cellular component: extrinsic component of cytoplasmic side of plasma membrane. The coding region runs from base 296 to 2065 and encodes 589 amino acids. Gene Ontology annotation, biological process: innate immune response; protein phosphorylation; cell differentiation.